ACUCUAUUCAUUUUUGUUUGAUUGUUGCUCGAUAUUAUAUUUUACUUGGCAGAGUAAUUCUUAAAAGAAAUGACAUACAGUGAAAAUUACGUCCUGGUUGAUAAAGACGACCAGCAACAAACAACUUGGACAAGGAAUGAUAAGAUGUUGUUGAUAUGUUGUCUCCUAUGCGACUUUGCAGAUGGAACAGAGAUUGAUUUGCCUGGAAUGUUAACUCAACAAGUUUCAUGUGACAUUGGAAUAUCUCAUUGGAAAGAAGGAUUAUUGGAUUGCAUUCUGUUCUUCUCCUUAGCAGUUUCAGUUAUGAUUGCAGGACCAUUGGCGAAAAGGUUUGAAAAACGGAAGAUAAUUUUAAUCUCGCUAUAUCUGAGUGUAUGCAGUUUAGUUUUCUGUGGCAUGGUUGCAAACUUUACAGCUCUUUUUCUUUCACGAGCCAUACUUGGCUUUUGUUGUGGACUCAGAUACACCAUUCUUUAUGUUUGGGCCGCUGACAUAGUUUCCAAUAAAGAGAUUCUAGACAGAAUUUUAAUGAUAACACACAUUUUCUACACUGCCGGGUCAAUGUGGUCGUCAGUGUUGGGGUUCCUACUACUUGAAUGGAUUGGAUGGAGGAAGUUUCUACUUUUCUCGACAUUGCCCGUACUCAUUCCUCCGAUCAUCAUGGUUCACUUCUGUGUAAAAGAUAUAAAAGGAUCACAAAUAGAAAGGUCAGAAGACGAAGCAGAACAGCAAGAAACAGUGACUGUUUCAAACUUUGCAGCUAGAACCACAAAAAUGGGGCUGCUCAUUGCUUGUGUUACUUUUAAUGGCUGGUUGACCACCCUCCUCGUUCCAGCGUUGAUCCAGAUGCUUAAGAUCAAUAAAGCAGGACCAAACAUUGAUUGCUCAGUUGCCAUGACUCAAGGGCCGGAACUCUUGUUACUGGCACUUGUUAACUUCGCAGGUAUGCCCUCUGCAUUCCUUAUGCACUGGAUAAAAGACAAGAUUGGAUUUCGUAAACUGCAGGGGUUUGUUUCCCUAAUAUACGUAGCAAACUUUGUACUGAUGCUCACACAACAAAACCUUGCGGUAGCGAUUUUAACUAACUUCAUAACGAAGUUUUUGAACGGGAUAAUUGGUUUGGGCUACAGCUAUGUCCUCUUCGACGUGAAUUACUUCGGAACGUCAAACUUUGAAGUAGGUGCUAGCAUCGCAACCGCAAUGGGCUUGAUUGGGGGGAUGGCUGGGUCGGGCAUGGUCGCAUUUGCCUCCACAUCAUCUGUUAUAAUCACUGCUUUGGUGGUCAGUGUGGUUCAGGUGAUGGUUGUUGUUUCUAUGACAGAGGUUCAGUAGCAAUAUCAAGCUGAAUAGGUGAGCAGGUUAAAUAGACAGAAGACAGAAGGUGAGAUAGAAAAGUGCUCAACACAUGAGGCCAGGUUUCAAAAUGAGGGAGUGGUCUGAAAGUCCUUUCCGAAACUUUCUUUAGUUAGAUAUCCCAGCCCUAUUCAGAAGAAUUUGUGAUUAAUUUAUUGCUCUGUAAAUUUGUAUUUCCUGAUAAAUAAUGAGACCUAAUUAUUUCAUUUUCAGAGUUUUAGUCACAAUUUCGUAUUACUCUAACUCAGUUGAUGAAGUAAAAUAUAAUUUGACAAAGUAAAAUAUAUUCGAAGAAAUUGUGUUAUACAUAAUUUGUUGCCUUAUUUAGUUUGUUACUGAUGUCUUAAACGAAUUUGUUGCUUUAAUGUUGCCUUAAUGUUGCCUUGAUGUUGUCUUAAAACUCACACUUAAAACGGAUAUUUUUAAGGUACACCUAUAUCAACCUUAAACUACAGACCUCCUACUUAAAAUAUUACUUUCACAGUUUACAUACGUAGCAGUCACACAUAUACAUCAUGUGUUUGAUAUUUCCGACACGAGUUUUGAUACUUUUGACCCUCACAAAAAUUAAAAUAGUUUGAUGAGUAAAUGUAAUCGUUAAAAUCUGAAGUUUAUUAUUUAUUAUAUACUAGUGCCGUGUGG
Molecule: messenger RNA, 1995 nt
Organism: Bolinopsis microptera
Lineage: Eukaryota; Metazoa; Ctenophora; Tentaculata; Lobata; Bolinopsidae
Product: gallate transporter-like
Exons: 3
Coding region: 70-1332 (420 amino acids)
Biological process (GO): transmembrane transport
Cellular component (GO): membrane
Molecular function (GO): transmembrane transporter activity
Source: RefSeq, a predicted model, not a curated record